AUGUUUUCUGAAGAAGUACUAAAAUCACCAUCGAAUCAUAUUUCUAUGGAUGUAUCGAAUAUUGUUACACCACAACAACCUAAAAGUCAACAACAACAACAACAACAACAGAAUGAAAAACAUACUAAAAAAUGGUCUAUUGAUGAUUUUAAUAUUGGCCGACGAUUGGGAGAAGGUUCUUAUUCAACUGUAAUUCUUGUUGAAGAAAAGAAAACAGGCUUUCUUUGUGCUCUCAAAGUAAUUAAGAAAUCAAUCAUUCGACAAUAUCAACAAGAACAUCAAUUAAUACGUGAACUUGAAAUUCAUAUGCGUCUAUUUCAUAAACAUAUAUUACGAAUGUAUGAUUUUUUCUAUGAUUCAAGUCGUAUAUAUGUUAUACUUGAAUAUGCAGCUAAUGAUACAUUAGCUUCAUAUUUAAAACGUCAUCAACGUUUAGAUAAUACACGAACAGCAACAUUUAUAUAUCAAAUAGCUGAUGCACUGAAUUAUUGUCAUCAUUUAAAAAUAAUGCAUCGUGAUUUAAAACCAGAAAAUAUACUCUUAGGACAAUUUCAUGAAAUAAAAUUAGCAGAUUUUGGUCUUGCACUUCAUUGUCCAAGUUCAAGAAGAACACAAUAUAUUGGUACAAUGGACUAUAUGGCACCUGAAGUUAUUGAAAAUGAAGAUGUAAAUAUUGAUGAUUUAUCAUGUUCAUCUGUUGAUUCAACAACCACCAAAUCACCUAUGCCAUAUGAAGAAUCAGCUGAUUUAUGGAGUUUAGGUAUAAUAACAUAUGAAUUACUUGUUGGUACAACACCUUUUUAUGAUCCAGAUUUAAUUGUAACAAAAAAACGUAUUUUGUCAUGUGAUUAUGUUUUACCCGAUUAUGUACAUACUGAUGCCGGCCAUUUUAUUAAUCAUUUACUUAAAUAUGAUCGACAACAACGUUUAACAAUACCAAAUGUCUUUGAACAUAGUUUCAUUCGAACAUUUGCACAAAUUAAUUUUCUUAAUGAAACCCUUCACCAUUUUGCUUCAAUGCAUCAUUCCCCAAACAAUACGUAA
Molecule: messenger RNA, 1044 nt
Organism: Rotaria sp. Silwood1
Lineage: Eukaryota; Metazoa; Rotifera; Eurotatoria; Philodinida; Philodinidae
Source: the annotation of a GenBank genome assembly